AUGAACAGUGUACACAAUGCUCUUGGUCCUGCCAACAACUCUCAGAGCAAUAAUGAUGAUGACGAGACGAGCCUACUUGAGUUCGAAAUCAAGGAACACGAGGAUGAUGAGGAUGACAGCGAGGCCGAUGAUCCUGGUGAGCUGGACCAGCAUCGCCCAAGCACUCCGGCACUCAUCGAAGAACAACGAUCCCGGGGAAUGCUGGAGCCUUCCGCGGCUCGUGCUAAGCCACAGGUGUCUAGUCCCACGGCAUCCCGCUUCACACGGAUGACCAAUGACCAAAGCAGCAACAUCAAGUUGAGCAUGCCCAAGCAUAACGCUGGCUCAAGGACCUGGGGUAAAGCGCCUGACCACUCGAACGGCGAUCCGCUCAAGGCUCAAGAAGAUAAGGAGAAGCGCAGGAUCGAAAGGAUAAGAAGGAGGAAGCUUGCUCUUGUAUCACGUCCCGCACGCUACGAAGAUGGCUCUUCACAGUCGUCCAAAGCAUCCGGACUUGGCGUUGCUCACUAUCGUCACAACGGGAUCUGGGACGGCCUCUCUAUCACGGUAGCGCCCGACGAUAACAACAAAGUAGAGUACCAAGCCAUCACGGCGGCCUUGGUAGCCGUGCUGCGGGUUGACCUUCUUCGUGCUGGCCAGAGCGCCCUCAUCCUCACGGACUCUGAAAGUGCCUUACGCAAGAUCUACGAGAGCGACCUUCCACGUCGAUGGGAUGAACAGCAACAAGUGUGGCUCUUCAGGGACGUUCUUGACCCCGUCUCAGAGGCACCACUUGAGACCGAAGUCGAGUUCGCUCACACCUUUCGUCGCGGCUAG
Recurvomyces mirabilis is the source of this 816-nucleotide messenger RNA. RefSeq lists its product as uncharacterized. Gene Ontology annotation, molecular function: nucleic acid binding. Lineage: Eukaryota; Fungi; Ascomycota; Dothideomycetes; Mycosphaerellales; Teratosphaeriaceae. The transcript is spliced from 3 exons. Bases 1 to 816 code for a protein of 271 amino acids. The record is from RefSeq and is a predicted model, not a curated record.